This is a messenger RNA of Paramecium octaurelia, 348 nucleotides long. Lineage: Eukaryota; Ciliophora; Oligohymenophorea; Peniculida; Parameciidae. The record is from the annotation of a GenBank genome assembly.
AUGUGGUUUUAUUCUUCUUUAAAAGCAACAUAUUGUAGGUUCUGUGAGUUUUUCUAUUUGUAUUGUAUUAUUAAGGGAAUAAAUUUGAUUGAAGCCUCAUUGCAAGCAUUUCCUUCAUUAGUUGUUAUUACUUCAAUAUAAAACUGAUAUUCAUUCAUACUAUAUAACAUUCCUAAGAGAAUUCGAAGACAUGAACAAGGAUCUGGAUCUAUCAGCUAUGAUUACAAAAGAUGAUGUCGACAGGAGGAGAAGAUAAAUUAAUAUUCUGCAGAUUAGCUAAUUUGAAUGAUCUUGUUUUGUGAUUGAUCGGUGUAAUUUUGUAGAUAUCUAAUUAAGAGGGAAUUCUCA